Molecule: messenger RNA, 1455 nt
Organism: Aethina tumida (small hive beetle)
Lineage: Eukaryota; Metazoa; Arthropoda; Insecta; Coleoptera; Nitidulidae
Exons: 8
Coding region: 693-1400 (235 amino acids)
Source: RefSeq, a predicted model, not a curated record
CAAAUCAAUUUUGACAUUGAUAAGACAAAUAAGAUGACAAUUACUAUAUAGUAAAUUUUUAAAGUAUUUCACAGCUACACAAAAUUAUUAAUUAAAAAAUGGACGAAACAAAUACACCAUUGGAUUAUCACAUAAGAGUAAAACCUAACAGUUGGUUGAAUAAUGAAUGGACCUGGGUAAUAUUAAAAUUUUUAACUAAAGUUGCACUGGAUUUAUUGUUGGUUAAAUCCGAAGCAGUACUUGAAUUUGUAUUCAUUGAUUACAAUGAUUUGAUUGAAGCAUGCAACACAAUUGAAAAUUUUGUGAAGAACUACACCGUCGAUAUUUUUUACAGUUAUUUGUAAAUAUUGGGUAGGAGAAAGUCACCCAGAGCUAAUAAACUAGUUUGUAAAACAGGUGAAGAUGUCACCAUCCAAAGAAUAAAGACUGGACAAUUGCAGAAUGUAACUGCAGAAGACAUAGAGGAGCUAAUUAGAAAAGAACAACAGGACUGCGACUUAUUCUCAAAUUGCAACAGCUUGUAUGUACCCCAAGACCCCGGCAACUUCAGCGCAAAGAAAAAGCUGAAUGACAUCACUGCAACAAGGUUCACCAGUCAUGCUGCAACUGCAUAUUUAACGGCUGGAUCACUCGUUCCAGUAUCGUCUGACGAACCCCAUCUAGAAAACACCCCGGAACAAAUCUCGAAGUUCAUGUUCAUGACUGAAAACGUCGCGGAUCCCACCAUCGAGCCCCUCGUACAUUUUAACACCCUUUUCGAACCAGCCAAGUACGGGGAAAUGCUGAACAUGAGUCCCGUAUCAGACGGACACUUCCAAGACGUGGUCGUACCGCUGGAUCGGCCCGAGAGACUGCCGACCGAAUUGCAGACCCUAGAAGUCCGGCAUGUAUCUGGGGAACUGAAAAAGUCCUUGGAAAGUAAGGCGCAAUGCAUGCCGAAGGACAACAUCGUCAAGGAUCUCAACGUGAAUUUUAGCGUAGAUUCUAAUAAAAUUCAAUCGGCCCUUAACUAUGAAGACUUAGAGGAGAUUAACGAGUGUUGCUGCCUUAUCAAAGAGUUGAUACCGGCCAUGCAAGCGAUUGGUGCGGAACCUCAGUGUGUGUUGGAGCCUGCAGAUGUAAAAGACGAAGAAACUAAAAAGGAAACCAUAAAGAAAGGAAUACAGUACUUUAUCGAGACCCCGAUCCCCGCACGUGUAUCAAAAGUCAGAACAAGGGGGAGUGAUACUCCUCAUUUUUUUCCAGGUUUCGUAUACGCUGAUCCCAACCACGAGGAACCCAUUCGAAUUGCGAAAAGUCCCAGCGAGGUCUUCCGGAACGGUUGGAAAUUUUGUAAUCCUAAGAACUUUGACGAAUGUUCGAUUGUACAUUUACAGAAGAAAAAGGGAAAGGACAACUAAUCAUAGCAUUUAAUCAUAUCAUCGUAUUCAUUAAUCAAUAAAAAGUCGUAUCAUC